AUGCCUUCUGACGUUUUCAUUGAUGGCGUUCGUUGUCUCGAACGUAUUCGAAAACUCUAUACAUUAUGGCAAAAUACAAAUCAUGAAGAUGGAACUGAUGUAUUAACUCAUGAUAAUGAUGCAUUACAUUCUGCUGAUGCAAUUAUUAUUGUAAGAGGACAAAAAGAAGAUGAUUUUACUUAUAGUAAAACUGCUGCUAUGCAGACUUGGUUAUUUGGCUAUGAAAUGCAUGAUGUUCUUGUUGUAUUUUGUCAAGAUUCAGUAAUUAUAUUUGCUGGUGCAAAAAAAAUCAACUAUCUUAAACAAAUUGAAAGUGAACAAAAUAAUAAAGAAAAUGCACCAAGAAAUUUUAAUUUUUUAAUACGUAAAGAUAAUGAUGAAAAAAAUUUUUCUGAUAUUAUUGAACAAAUUAAACAAAGUCAUCAAGGUAAAACAUUAGGAAUAUUUUCAAAAGAUAAAAUGGAUGGAACAUUUGGUGAACAAUGGAAAAAUUGUUUAAGUCAACAUUCAUUUACAACUGUUGAUAUAAGUGCUUCAGUUGGUUAUUUACUUUCAAUGAAAGAUAAUGAAGAACUUGGUUUAAUUCGUAAAGCAUGUGAAAUAACUGGAAAACUUUAUAGUAAGCAUUUAAAAGAUCAAAUUGUUAAUACAGUUGAUUCGGAACGAAAAGUAAAACAUUCAAAAUUAUCUGAAGGACUUGAAGCAGCAUUAAGUGAUGAAAAAUUUGUUGCAAAAGCUGAUCUUAAUCAUGUAGAAAUGUGUUAUCCAGCUAUUGUACAAAGUGGUGGAAAUUAUAAUUUAAAAUUUAGUGCUACGGUUGAUAACAAUCUUCUUCAUUAUGGUGGUUCAUCAAUAGUUUGUGCAUUUGGAAUUCGAUAUAAAUCAUAUUGUUCAAAUCUUGUUCGUACAUUACUUGUUAAUCCAUCUGAAGAAAUGAAAAAUACAUAUAAAUUUUUAAUUGAAUGUGAAGGACUUAUUAUAAAUGAAUUAAAACAUGGUGUACAAUUAUGUGAUGUAUACAAAUUAGUACGAGAAAAAGUUGAAAAUGAACGACCAGAACUUGUAAAUAAAAUGACAAAUAAUUUAGGAACAGCAUUAGGUAUUGAAUUUCGAGAAAGUUCUAUUGCUAUAACAAGCAAAUGUACAAUACAAGCAAAAAAAGGUAUGACUUUUCAAGUGAGUAUUGGCUUUUCUGGUUUGGAUAAUUCUGAUGGUAAAGAUGAUCAAUCGAAAAUUUAUGCUUUAUUUAUUGGCGAUACUGUACUUGUUAAUGAAAAUGAAUCUUGCACAUUAUAUACAUCAUCGAAAAAAGAUCUAAGUCAUAUAGCAAUUAUUUUAAAAGAUGAAGGUUCAGAAGAAGAUGAAGAUGAUGAAACACCAAAAAUAGUACCAAGACGAGCAGCUACUAAAGAAAAACCUCGAAAUGAUUCAACUGUACCUGAAGAAUCUCGUCAAGAAUUUCAAAAAACAUUAUUACGUAAAUUAAAUGAACGAGCUGAAGCUCGAUUAACAUCACAAGAUGAUAAAGUAUCAUCGGAAAGAACUCGAAAAAUUCUUAAUUCAUAUAAAUCCGAAGGACAAUUACCAAAAGAUCCAGAUAUUCAUGAGUUAAAACUUUAUGUUGAUAAACAAUAUGAAACAGUUAUUUUACCAAUUAACGGAAUGCCUACACCAUUUCAUAUUUCAACAAUCAAAAAUGUAUCAUUAGCUGUCGAAGGUGAAUAUAUAUAUUUACGUAUAAAUUUUUUUAAUCCUGGUGGUAUUGGUAAACAAGCUGAUUCUAUCGACAAAGAAAAUGUUUAUAUCAAAGAAUUAACAUAUCGCGCAUCGAAUGAUAAAAAAGAUGAUAUUGCACCAGCAUCAAAUAAUCUAUCUCAUGUACAUAAAUUAAUUCUUGAAACACAAAAAAAAUUUAAAGAUCAAGAACAAGAAAGAAAACAAAUGGAGGGUGUUGUUAAACAAGCAGCAUUAAUUCUUAAUCCAAGUAAAACAAAUCCAAAA
This is a messenger RNA of Rotaria sordida, 2001 nucleotides long. The record is from the annotation of a GenBank genome assembly. NCBI's taxonomy places the organism in Eukaryota, Metazoa, Rotifera, Eurotatoria, Philodinida, Philodinidae.